AUGGAUAGUAAAUCAGCACCUGGAUCACCUACCAUACAUGAUGCAGAGACAAUUCCAUCAAGCUCUCAGACACAAUUUGAGGCAUAUGCUCCUGUAGAGCAGCCCAAUCUCUGGAAGGUGUUCAAAUCUCAAGUCGCCACUAAAGAGGGAUGGUGGGGCGAUUUUGACUGGAAGGUCAUGUGUCUUCCUUCCUUCUUGAUCAAGGAAAAGAGGGCAACUCCAUUCUGGGGUUUGAAUAGUAGAUUGCCUUUGGGUUUGGCAUUGGUGAUGGGCUUCCAACACUCACUAGCUAUGGUCAGUGGUGUCGUUACACCGAUUUUGAUUAUGACUGGUACAGGUGCAACAUCUUUGAACCUGGAGAUGGCAGACCAACAGUAUCUCUUGUCUGCUGCUUUAAUCUGCUCUGCUAUUUUAUCACUGAUUCAAAUUACACGCUUCAAGAUCUGGGGAACAGGCUAUUACCUUGGUACAGGUUUAUUGAGUGUAGUGGGUCCCAACUUUGCCAGUAUUCCUGCUGCAAGUGCAGUCAUCAAAAACAUGUACUCUAGCGGCUAUUGCCCUACAAACAUUCUUGAAGAUGGAACAAUUCAGAAUCUUCCUUGUCCUAAUGCUUGGGGCGCAAUUCUGGGAACAUCCAUGGUGUGUUCAUUCUUUGAAAUUGGUAUGAGUUUCUUGCCUCCCAAAACCAUUCGUCGUCUCUUCCCACCAAUUGUUUCUGGUACAACUAUUCUUUUGAUCGGUUGCUCCGUCAUCAGCACUGCUUUGAAGGAUUGGGCUGGCGGAUCUGGUGGCUGUGCCUCCAUGCCAGCCUCUGGUUUGUAUUCUUUAUGUCCAUCCACUGAGGCUCCUCACGCUCUCCCUUGGGGAAGCCCUCAAUUCUUGGGUCUUGGUUUCCUUGUCUUUGCUACUAUUGUUCUUAUUGAAAACCUCGGCUCUCCUUUUAUGAAGAGUUCUCAAAUUGUCAUUGGUCUGAUUGUUGGUUUGAUUGUUGCAGCUGCUUGUGGCUAUGUUGACCAUAGCACCAUUGAUACUGCUCCACCCAUUACCUUCUUGUGGGUCAAGACAUUCAAAAUCACAGUGUACGGCCCUGCAGUGAUACCGUUUUUAAUCGUGUAUUUAGAUAACAUGUUGGAGAGUAUUGGCGACAUUACCGCAUCUUGUGAUGUAUCUGGCGUCGAGGUCGAAGGUGAGCCCUUCCAGCGUCGCAUUCAAGGUGGCUUGCUUGCUGAUGGUGUCAACUCCUUCUUGGCUGCCUGUAUGACAAUCAGUCCUCUUGUUACUUUUGCUCAAAACAAUGGUGUCGUUGCCAUGACUCGCUGUGCUAAUCGUAUUGCUGGUUACUGCUGCUGUUUCUUCAUCUUUAUCUAUGGCGUCUUUGGUAAGAUUUCAUCUGUGUUCUUGGCCAUUCCUUCCCCUGUUUUGGGCGGUAUGAAUGCAUUUUUGUUUGCCUCUGUCACUGUAUCUGGCAUCCGUAUUCUUGCCUACCUUGAUUGGACUAGACGUGAUCGUUUCAUUGUUACCUGCUCCUUGGCUCUUGGUUUGGGUGUUACAUUGGUCCCUUCAUGGUUUACACACGUAUUUAGUUAUUCUGGUGAUAAUGAAGCCUUGCAAGGUUUUCUGAGUGCCAUUGAAACCAUUGUGGAUACCGGUUAUUGUAUUGGUUCUUUGAUGGCCAUCUUUUUGAACUUGGUUGUUCCUGCUGAAUGGGGACCUGAAACCAUGAAGGAAUUGGAGGAGAAGGAGAAGCUCGAGAGAGAUCAGAUCCGUGAUGGAUUCAUCCACAACUCUGUCAAUGAAGAGCAUCCUCUUGAAGAGUUGGCCACCACUACCAACACCAGUAGAACCAUUGAGCCAUAA
Molecule: messenger RNA, 1857 nt
Organism: Mucor velutinosus
Lineage: Eukaryota; Fungi; Mucoromycota; Mucoromycetes; Mucorales; Mucoraceae
Exons: 4
Coding region: 1-1857 (618 amino acids)
Biological process (GO): transmembrane transport; xanthine transport
Cellular component (GO): plasma membrane; fungal-type vacuole
Molecular function (GO): xanthine transmembrane transporter activity
Source: RefSeq, a predicted model, not a curated record